AUGGCCCGAACGCAGGUCGAGGUUCUCCUGGUGGGGCUCAUUGUCUUCAUGAUUGGCUUCAACAUUUGGCAUACCACGCGCGAGAGCCAGCCACCAAGCUCGGCGAUACCAGGCCCAGUAGCCGGCCAGGGAGGUAAUUUGGAGCCCCGGGCCGUGCCCAAGGCCACUCGUGCCAAACACUCUCCACAACGGCAACAAGCCAUCACCAAUCCCUUGGCCACAGACGACGAUGAUGACUCACCCCGGGCCCAGGCCCAGGCCCAAGCGGCGCGUGCAAAGACCCAAGCCAACAAGGCACCGACAGAGAAGCUGGACCCCGUGCUGGAACGGCUGAAGCACAAUCCAGAGCUCCACGAUAUGCUCAACCUCGGUGGCGAUGGAUAUGAUGUGCUCUUCCACGAAGACAGCCCCACUCACAAGCUAUGGCUCUGGUCUGAGGAGCCGGAUAAAACUCGUUGUUUCCUGCGCUCCCAGAGCAAUCAAGCGCUUUUGGAGCGCUGCCUCGAGCAACACGAUGCCAUUCAAACCAUGUACCGUGACGGUGCCUACUUUGGCUUCAAGGAUGCGGACGGUGAUUCAUGCCUCGUGGUUGAUCCGGAAGACUCGCUACACUUUGUGCCCUGUAAGCGGGGUGACAAACGACAAGAGUGGGAUGUGGUGCCAGGUAAAGGUCUCGUUUCACGCGUCGAUGGGCGCUGUGCCACUCAGCUUCCCUAUGUCAUGCACAUGAAGAUGAAACCGUGCACGGAUCCCGUCAAUCAGUGGAUCUUGGACGUGGAUCUUGAAUUCAUUCCCUACGACCUUGAAGGCUGGAUGAAACUCUUUGGCACCGAGCGCACCCAGCUUCUAAAAGAAGCCCAGGCCGAGGUCGAUGCGGCACUGGCUCGCACGAGUCUGGACGUGCCCACCCCUACCAGCCACCGACGUAUCGUUGUUUUUUAUGGCGAAGGCGGCCUUGGUGGUUUCUUUGUGCAACUCAGCUGGUGGAUCAUGGCGUGGCAAAAGCUUGAGCUCGACCACGCGAGCCAACGCUUUGACAUCCUAGUCCUAGGAGACAAACGCUUGGGCAAUAUGCUUCGAGCCAAGUUCCCAUUCUGCGAGCAAAAGGACAUAGGCCCUGCCUCCGAGCCACCGUCGGACGAUGCAGCGGGCGUGUGCUGGUUUAGCGAGUUUAUUGGUGCCAGCCGUCGCGAGCCCAAAAAGUAUGAUGGUUGGACCAACAGCAUUGAAUGCCUAGUAAACCCGACGAUCCGACCCUUCCUGGAAAAGUAUUCCCAGCUGCUACGCGCUGACGCUGAUACCUUUCCCACACCGCGCAUGCGUGACUUUUAUCGCGAGGACGUCUAUUUUGGCACGCAAGCUGGCUAUUCCACGCGAUACUCGCGCAUCAAGAUUGAACGCGCCUCCACGGCCGCGGGUUUGCAGCACCACAGCAUCACCAACAUCGGCUCAACCUACUAUGGCCCCGCGUCUGUCGUUCUUCGCGUGGCCGACCUCACCUUGGCGUGCGGGUUCUUUGCGCGCGCCUACCUGUUCUCCCCCGGCACCCCCUGCAAGCUGCCUGCCAACCUCCGGCCCAAAACCAUCAAGUGUGGCUGGACCUCAGAGGGACUGCACGAGGGCGUCCUGUUGCUCUACUCACAAGAGAUGGCCGUAAACCACCUGUACGGUAUCAAGCAAAAGCUGUCUUUCCAUCAGUGGACAUCGAUGGACGUGCCCACGAUCGAGCCCCAUCCCGUGUGCCGCGCCUACAUGCUACAUGUCUACCAUGGCGCUGAGCGCUUCUCGAAAUUUCGCCUGUCUGACGGAACGUAUCGUGACCUGGACGUGACUGACUACGAUCUCACGAUCAUCCGCGACUAUGCCACCUGGCUUGCGCUGCUCGCUGCCGGACAAGGCCAGAACCUGGACAAACCUCUGGCCAAGUUGCGCAGAGGCUUUGCGCACAUGUGCGAUGGCAUUCCAAUGCAAAAUGAUUAG
Monosiga brevicollis MX1 is the source of this 1980-nucleotide messenger RNA. RefSeq lists its product as uncharacterized. The record is from RefSeq and is a predicted model, not a curated record. Bases 1 to 1980 code for a protein of 659 amino acids. The transcript has 2 exons. Lineage: Eukaryota; Choanoflagellata; Craspedida; Salpingoecidae.